CGAAUCAGAGCUUCACGUUCCCAUGAAUCUCUUCUGACAACGCCAGCCAGUAUGAAUUCUAUGGAUAUGUCGUCACCAGAUAUUGGUAUUAAACCUCUACACAGCAGCGUACUGGGCCAGGAUCAUUGUUUUCAAGUCUCCACACAUCAUGGCAGUAAAUUUAUUUCUUGUCGAACUGCAGAGGAACGAGAUAAAUGGCUUGACAGUUUAAGGAAAACAGCAAAACCAAAUCAAGAACAUUGUAGAAGAACAGAUAAUUCUUUAAAAUUAUGGGUAGUUGAAGCUAAGAAUGUCACACCAAAGAAAAGAUAUUUUUGUGAGAUAUAUCUAGAUAAAACAUUAUACGCUAGAACAUCCAUUAAGAUGAAGUCAGACAUGUUAUUCUGGGGUGAACAUUUUGAAUUUAAUAACCUGCCACCAGUAGAUGUGAUCACGGUGAAUUUAUUCCGAGAAGCUGAUCGGAAGAAGAAAAAAGAUAAAAACACAUUGCUAGGUUAUAUUAAUAUACCAAUAUCAGAAAUUGGUAACAGACAAUAUGUAGAGAAGUGGUAUACAGCUGCAUCUGGUACAGUUGGUAAGGCAGGAAAAGAUUCCAAGAAUGAUCUACCAAUAAUUCGACUUAAAGCUCGCUAUCAGACUGUCCAUAUAUUACCUAUCAAUCUCUACUCAGAGUUUAUACAGUAUUUAAAGAGUGAUUAUUGUAAACUAUGUGAAAGUAUUGAACCAUUAGUUAAUGUAAGAGAUAAAGAAGAUAUAGCCAUUACUUUAAUUAACAUAAUGCAGAAACUAGGCAUGGCUCAAACUUUUCUUUCUGAUGUUGUGAUGGCAGAAAUAGGCAGAUUAGACAAUGAACACCUGACGUUCCGAGGUAACAGUAUGGCUACUAAAGCUAUGGAAGCCUACAUGAAACUAGUGGGAGAAAAGUACCUCCAUGAUACUAUUGGGGACUACGUGCGUAAUCUAAUAGAAUGUCAGGAUGAUUGUGAAGUAGACCCAACUAAAGUUAACAAUGUCACGACCUUACAGUGUCACCAGAAAAAUCUAGAAAUGUAUUGUCAAAUGGCUUGGGCUAAAAUUAUGAAUUCUUAUUGCUAUUUCCCAAGUGAAUUAAGAGAAGUCUUUUCAAGUUUCCGAGAUCGUUGUAUUAAACGUGGUAAAGAAGACAUGUCUGAUAAUCUGAUCAGUGGCUCCAUCUUUCUACGAUUUCUCUGUCCGGCCAUUUUAUCUCCUAGUCUCUUUAACCUCACACAAGAAUAUCCUCAAGAAAAAGCUGCCAGAAAUCUAACAUUAAUUGCUAAAACAAUUCAAACACUAGCAAAUUUUACCAAAUUUGGAGGUGGUAAAGAGGAAUAUAUGACGUUUUUAAACAGUUUUGUGGAACGUGAAUCCAACAGUAUGCACAACUUUCUUCACCAAAUCUCUACUAUAGAGACAGGCAACCAGUUUUUAUCUUUUGAUGGUUAUAUUGAUAUGGGAAGAGAAGUGUCUAUUUUACACUCCAUGUUACAAGAAAAUUUUGACAAGGCACCAGAGGAGUCACUGAAAAAAUUAUCCAAGUUACAAACAAUUUUAUCAAAAAUCAGUGAUGCUAUAGACAAUCCUUCUGUUGACGAACAUCCAAUAUUUCAACAACAUCGUCGUGAGUCACAAAAUGGGACAUCAGAAGAAUCAAACAGUGAUAGUAGUGCUAAGCCUUUCAAACAUCCACGAAAACUAGACCCUCAUUUUAACCAAUCACAGGAAAAACCACAAGUGAAAACUCGCGUUAGUGAAGUGUCAAAUGUUUCGGCAAGAUCUAAACGAGUUAAUGAGGACCGAGUAAAUCAAUCAUGGAACCAUAUAGUCAGUGCAGCUGAAAAUGUUAAAAAUGGAGAAUAUUUGGAUUUAAUUCCAUUUAUGGAUGAAGAUGCUCAAAAUUCUUCCAUGGAAAUGGAACAUAAUGCUCACGGUAGUCAAAUGUCAAUUAGUCAAAUCUCCACAGUGGCUUCAUCAGGUUAUCAAUCAUUUGGUUACAGCCAAUCAAAUUCUCCCAUUGAAGCCAAUGGACUUCAUCAUGAACAUGUGCGUGAGAUUUCAAAAUCUCCAAUAGUUCAGUAUCCUAUGCAACCUCUUCAAUUUUCUAAUCCUUUGUACUCUCAUCAGUUAGCCAACUCUAGUCGUGGUACAACACCAUCUUCUUUAAUUCAUCAGGCUUCCAGUGACAGUUCUUUAAAUAGUGCUGAUGAAGCCAGUACAGUCAAACAUCGUAGCCCUGUGAAAAAUGACAGAGUUAAAUCUGAAGAUCCGCUACGAAAGUUGUCUCAAUUGUCCAGUUCUAGUAGUUGUGAAUCUUUAAAUGAAAGACCAGUGUACAAUGGCUCCCAAUCUAGUUCUAACAAUUCAGUGAAGUUUUCUCUUGGACCUCGAAGUUCUAGUCCUGUUCACUCACACAGUGGUCCCCGUGUUCAUCGCUUGAAUUCGUAUUCCUACGACACAAUGCCUAAUGAACGCUCAGCAAAUGUACGACCUUAUCAAUUGUCUCAGAGUAUGGACUUUGGAUGUUUAUCAAAGCAAAAAUAUUCAGACAAUUUAAGACGUACAGCAACAGACUCUGUUAUAUCUCAGACCAGUACACCAGUUGCUUUAAGAUCAAAUAGUUCUCAAUCUCUUGGACACAGUCGGGAGGAUAUUCUAUCCCAUAGUUCACGUAGACUCUCUCCUCUCAGUUCAGUUCAUAUGGGAAUUAGUUCAUAUGAACAAGAAGUUCACCUACUACGUCAACAAUUGGCAGAAGCUCAGGUUGUUUUAAACCAAGCUGAAGUUAGACUGUCAGAACAUGAGUUAACAACAACACAAGUAGCUCGGGAAUGGCAGAGUAGAUUAAUGGAAAGUGAAGAAAGAAUGAGACAACAACAAGCUGAGAAAGAUAAUCAGAUGAAAUCCAUUAUUCAAAGAUUAGUUUUAAUUGAAGAUGAAUUAAAGAAAGAACAAUUGGAGAUGCAGAAAGUCGUUCAUGAGAAACAGGAAGUGAUAGAAGCACAGGAGCGCAGAAUAAUGACUGUAGAUGCAGCAAACGCCAAGUUACUACAAGCUUUAAAUGAACUGAAGGAACGAUAUGCUGUUACUCAACAGAGAAAUGGAAUAUUACAGUCACCCAGACCUAAAGUUACUGCCACAGAAUUGGGUGGGUUCAAAAGCAGUUCAUGUUGA
This is a messenger RNA of Lottia gigantea (owl limpet), 3189 nucleotides long. RefSeq lists its product as hypothetical. Lineage: Eukaryota; Metazoa; Mollusca; Gastropoda; Lottiidae. The record is from RefSeq and is a predicted model, not a curated record. The transcript is spliced from 16 exons. The annotation marks the transcript as partial. Gene Ontology annotation, biological process: regulation of GTPase activity.